Messenger RNA from Blumeria graminis f. sp. triticale, 3126 nucleotides. Lineage: Eukaryota; Fungi; Ascomycota; Leotiomycetes; Helotiales; Erysiphaceae. The record is from the annotation of a GenBank genome assembly.
AUGGCAGCGACAACGGAAGAAAAGUUGCUCCAUCUCAUAACCGAAACACACUCUCCCAAUGACGGCACCCGCAAGCAGGCCGAACUGCACCUUACCCAAGCUCAGCGCAAUCCCGCCUAUCCCGUCUCAUUGGGAGCUAUCGCAUCACACGUGAAUGUCGCCCUUGAAAUUCGACAGAGCGCUCUAUUACUGCUGCGCACAUGGGUUGAGAGCUUUUGGAGUAGCAUCGACCAACAAGAUAGCGCAAGCCUCGGCCUAGUCCUCUUAGACGAUGGUAGUAAGGAACGCUUAAGGAACAACAUGCUAGCACUAGCGACGAGCGAGUUAUCCGACAGGAAAAUUAGGGUUGCUGCGAGUUAUGUGGUCACGAAAAUCGCCAAUGUUGAUUUCCCCGACCAAUGGCCGAGUCUACUUCCUACAAUAUUGCACCUCAUACCAAAUGCUUCAGACCUACAAUUAAAUGGUGCAUUAAAAGUAUUAUCCGAUUUAGUUGAGGAUGCACUCAGUGAAGACCAAUUUUUCACAGUCGCGAGGGACAUCCUCAAAGUUGUCUUCGAUGUGGCUAUCAACGAUGCUCGAAAACCAGUCCUACGCGCUUACGCUGUGUCAAUAUUUCGUGGAACAUUUGAUAUCAUGGAAAUGGUCAAGGACGAGCAUGGUCCAGAAGUCAAGGGUUUUGCUGACGAAGCUUUGUCAGUUUGCUUGCCACUUUUCCUAAGCGUUAUGAAAACACCUUUGCCCUCAAGAAAAGUUCCGGCUGUUGCUAAGAGCUGCGACGAUGAAAGUGGCGCAGUGCUAGAAUUUCGAAGAGGACUUAUUGCAUUAAAGUUACAAGUCGUAAAAACCCUUAUGAGGAUCCGUUCAGUAUUCCCUCAACUACUACUACCGCAGACACCAGUCUUCUUUUCGGAGACUUGGGCCGAACUAAACUUACUCGAAGAGGAAUAUCAGGAUAUGUACGUCAGAAAUGAGGAACAGGGUCGGCUGGAAGAUGCAGAUGGGCUACCAUACACUUUAGAUUUUUUGGUCUUGGAGGAGUUGGACUUCUUACAAUCCUGUCUUCGAGCUCCUCCUGUACAGAAGGAGCUUGGCCUCCAAAUACAACAGCAUUCGGGUGUCACUAAUACACCUUGGAUUCUUGAUGUCAUGAAGCUGGCAGUAUCGUACGCUCAGAUAAUAAAAGAAGAGGAAGAUCUAUGGGACAUUGAUGUGAACUUGUUUUUGGCGGAAGAGACCGGUGUCACUACAAAUUAUACAGCAAGAACUGCGUGUGGUGACCUUUUAAUUAAACUAGGAGAAUGGCUCCAUCAAGGUGCCUUGGAAGGACUGCUGGUAUUUACUCAACGGCUCUUUCCAGCCUCAACAUCAACUUGGCGGACGAGAGAAGCUGCACUGUACCUUGUCACACAAUUAAUGACUGAUUUUCUUGAUGUUGGCAAGAAAGUGGCACCUGAGAUUAUCAGAACAUAUUUUGAGCUGAUCGAGUUCUCCAUCAAUCGUACAGAUGAGCCUCUUCUUCGUGCACGUGGAUAUUUAGUCGCCGGAAUUCUCGCUCAGAGCAUUCCUGAAAUGCCUCUAACCCUCCUUAAUCGCACGAUAAAGGCUGUCAACAGUGACGAAUCCGAGGUUGUCAAAGUUGCUUCCAUCAAGUCGAUUCAAGGUUGGGCCAAGAUCAGUGUACAACCUGAUCAUCAACUCUUGAUAAUCAGCGCCCUGUCAGAGUACGUACAUGCAAAAGAUCUGACGGAUCUUGAAGAUGCAGAUGAUCUACUAAUUGCACUCGUCGAAACACUAAGAGCGGCUAUUAAUCUUGACCCUCGUAUUUCGAUUAAUGAUGGUACUGUUCUAGACCUCCUCUUUACGACAGCCAAGUAUGGAGCAGCAAACUUUCAGAUGACCAUGCUUGUAACCGAGACAUUUGAGGAUAUCGUGCAAAGUAUAUCUGGAACCAACCUUUACACCCAACUCUGCCUAAAAGUAUUGCCCUCGUUAACUGGUGCCUUUGAUGUCGGAAAUUUGACUGGAGAUGAUCCCUUAGUAGAGCUAGCCACAGAGCUACUUGCAGUUCUUACAGAGAAUGGAUCAGAGCCUCUGCCCUCGGGAUACGUUGCAGCUUCCCUGCCGAAGUUAAACCGACUCCUAAUGGCAACUUCAGAAGGGGGAGUUCUUCGUGCUGGUGCCGAAGCCGUCAAAUUUAUGCUUAUGCACGAUCAUCAACAGGUCUUUGCAUGGAGGGAUGAGGAAGGUAGAUCUGGCCUCGAGGUCUGUUUGGUACUUAUUGACAAACUCCUCAGCCCUUCAGUCGAAGAUAAUGCAGCCUCAGAAGUUGGAGGCUUAGCAGCCGAGCUAGUUGAGAAGGCUGGUCAAGGACGGCUCGGACCUUUUCUGGAGCAGCUGCUACGUGCCGUUGCUUCUAGACUAGCAACGGCUGAAGCACCACCGUUUAUUCAAUCAUUAAUAUUGGUAUUUGCUCGACUCUCAUUGACCGGUGAACAUGAUGUGGUGAAUUUCCUUAGCCAGAUUGAUAUCAACGGUAGCAAUGGUCUUCAAGUUGUUAUGAGCAAGUGGCUAGAGAACUCUGUUAGCUUUGCAGGCUAUGAUGAAAUUCGACAAAAUGUUAUCGCCCUCUCGAAGCUCUUUACUCUUAAUGACCAUCGUCUAUCACAGAUUAUGAUUCGUGGUGACCAAGUAUUGCCUGCUAGCGAUGUAAUUGUUACUCGUUCCCGAGCUAAGGCUAAUCCUAUCGAAUAUACUAUUAUCCCAGCCCCUCUCAAGAUCCUCAAAGUACUCAUCGAGGAGCUUCUGUCUGCUUCGGGUCACUCGCAAGCAGCUUCUAACCUUGUUGCCGCAGCUACGGCCGAGGAUGAUGAAGAUAAUGAUGAUUGGGAAGAUGUUCCUAACGCUCUGGAUUUCGCCAGCGCCUCAGCCAAGGCUGACAUGAUGUCUUUUACUGAGGCAAGUUUCACGCGCCAGCGUGAUGAUGAGACCCAAGCAUAUUUGAUGGAUUUUUUCUUACGAGCAGCUCGUGAGAAUAUUGGUGGGUUUUCAAGCUGGUAUCCUGGUCUGACUAUCGAAGAGCAGCAAAAGUUAGGGGAAGUUGCUCGUGUAGCUGGCGCACAACCCUAG